AUGAAGCUCCUCGUUUGCCAUGGCUACGGAAUGAGUUCCGAGAUCUUGGAGCAGAUGAUGACUUCCGUGAUAUCGGCUGUUGGGCGACAUCACGAAUGGGUCUUCCUGGAUGGAGAAGUCAAAUGUGCCGCAGCGAUGGCCGACUUCAUCCCCGGUCGCCAUUUGUCGUACUGGGAUGCUUGGGGCGCUGAGGGCUUGAAGGCGGCGUACGAGCUCAUGGAGGAGACACUCGCAGAGAAGGGUCCCUUUGACGGAGUGUACGGAUACAGUCAGGGUGGCGCGUUCGUUCUCGGCUACCUGCUUCAGUCGCUCAUCGACCACCCCGAGAAGCCAUUGCCAUUCAAGUUCGCGGCAUUCCAAGGCACAGCAGCAGCAUUAUCCUCGGAUCCAGAGUACAACAGCGCGGCGAUCAUGAGCGCGUUGGAAAAGCUCAGCGAGAAGGAGAGGAAAGAGCUUCAUGAUGGCUUCAUCUCGCGGCAGGGACACAAGGACCCUCGCACAUUCGACGUCGUCAAAGAGGGCCGUAUCCAGGGCCGGGACAAGGAGAUCUUCAUCGCGCUGCUCGACAUGGUGCAAUCAUCGCUCGGCGCUCGCAACUUCUUCGGCAUCGACGAGAGCGACGGUACAAACUCCAUCGACCCUGACAGCUAUGGCCUUGCCGACUUCCCACGAUUCUUCCACCCGGUAUACACCAAGCAGCGCAUCAACAUCCCGACCGUCCACAUUCGAGGCUAUUUCGACGAUCCUGCUCCCACACGACUGGCCGAGAUUGCUCAGGAGCUGUGUGAUCCCAGCAAAGUUCAGCUGGUUAAGUAUGAUGGCGUGCACGAGCUGCCCACAAAAGAGCAGGACGUGAAGAAUAUUGCGAGGGCCAUUGAGAAGGCAUAUGGAAUGGGCCAGUUGCUCUCAGUUACAGUGUAG
This is a messenger RNA of Pseudocercospora fijiensis CIRAD86, 921 nucleotides long. RefSeq lists its product as uncharacterized. The record is from RefSeq and is a predicted model, not a curated record. The transcript has 2 exons. The coding region runs from base 1 to 921 and encodes 306 amino acids. NCBI's taxonomy places the organism in Eukaryota, Fungi, Ascomycota, Dothideomycetes, Mycosphaerellales, Mycosphaerellaceae. Gene Ontology annotation, cellular component: cytoplasm; nucleus.